CGUGGCCCCAGGGGGAAGAAAUUCACGCCUGAACCAGGUGUGUGGCCUGGAAAAAAGACCGGCUUCUUCCGGUUCCGUCCCGGUAGCAAGAUGGCGGUGCCCAGGGCGCCCCUGCGCCUGGUGGGCCCUGUGUGCAGCGUCAGGGGCGUCCACGGCCUGAGUGGGACGGGGCCCCCACGGGGCAGCCAGCAGAGGUGGCGGGCGCUGCUGCAGUUCCUGACCGACCACUUCUAUGACGUGGAGGCUCUGAGGCAGUACCUGCUGCGGAAGCAGGUGCUCAAAGUGCAGCGGGACAAUCGAUCCUUCACCUCCCUGGAGGAGCGCUACGGUCCGUCCGUGGCGGGCGCCUUCUUCGUCCUGAAGCAGGGAGGCGCAGUCAAGUAUGGCGGCAGGUUCCGGGACCAGGAGUGGAUCCGGCCCAGCAAACACGGCCGCUUCUCCCUGGAGUUCUUCAAGUCCCAGAACGUGUCUGUGGAGGCUGUGGAUGCCAGCGGCUGUGCCAUCAACUACGAGGGCCUGGGCAGUCUCUUGCCCCUGAGGGAGCUCCGGUCCCUGUCGCUGCAGCGCUGCCCCCACGUGGACGACUGGUGCCUCAGCCGCCUCCACCCGCUGGCCGCGUCCCUGGAGGAGCUCUCGCUGGCCGGCUGCCCUCGGGUCUCGGAGCGAGGCCUUGCCUGCCUCCACCACCUCCAGAACCUCCGCUGGCUGGACAUCUCGGAUCUCCCGGCUGUGUCCAACCCGGGCCUCACGCGCAUCCUGGUGGAGGAGAUGCUGCCUGGCUGCCAGGUGGUAGGGGCUGACUGGGCCCAGGGCCUGAGGCUGGGGUCUGAGGAGCAGCCCCGGGACGCAGCCAGCCCCAUCCCUGCUUAGCCUGCAGCCCCAGCCCACCUAGGGCUCCCGGAAGGCUGCUGGGGUUCCUUAGCCUGGGCAUGUGUAUGGGCUGGGCAGUGACUGGCAUAUCAGAGAAGGCAGGCGUGAGGUUGGGGUGUCCGUUGCCCUUUGGUAGCCCCACAGAACUGCCCACUCCUUCGAGGACUCCUGCUGCACACAGCAGGUGCUGUGGUACCAGGCUCAGAUGGCUGGGUGCCUGGUGUGGGCAGUUACUGGCUUGGGUUCCCAGUUCAGCUCUUCUGUGUGCUCCCUG
Molecule: messenger RNA, 1144 nt
Organism: Ochotona princeps (American pika)
Lineage: Eukaryota; Metazoa; Chordata; Mammalia; Lagomorpha; Ochotonidae
Gene: DMAC2
Product: distal membrane arm assembly component 2
Exons: 6
Coding region: 91-870 (259 amino acids)
Source: RefSeq, a predicted model, not a curated record